CUAAAAGAAAAUAAUGAUUUCAACACUAAUGUGAUUGCCUGCUGUUUUGUUUAUAUUUUUAUUCAUUAUUUAUUUAUUUUUACACAUUUUGCUUGCAUUUUAAAUGGAAAAAGAUAAUUCGAAAGGAAUCAUUGACUGUACGGUCUGUACGAGUCUUCUCGACCAUCCGGUACAUCUGGACAAGGCAAUCGAAAUGGUUGGAUUCGGAUGUUUUCAUUAUUAUAUACUAUUCAUAUGUGGAUCGCUAUACACGGCAGUUGCCUUUAGUGUGACAUCAGUUUCAUUUAUUAUACCAUCAGCUCAAUGUGAUUUUCAAAUGACUUCUUCUCACAAAGGCCUUCUAAAUGGAGCAAUGCUGAUAGGAAUGUUAGUGGGAUCCUUUAUUUGGGGUUAUGUGGCAGAUACUAAGGGCCGAAGAUUCACUUUGAUAAUAUGUAUGUUGAUGGAUGGUUUCUUUAACAUCUUAUCUAGUGUGUCGCAGGUGUAUUCAAUAUUUAUAUUCUGUAGACUUUUUAGUGGAUUUGGAGUAUCCGGUUCAACAACCCUCUUUUCAUAUCUAGUAGAGUUUCUUAAUGUAAAAUACCGAGAAAAAUUUUUAUCUUGGAUGGAAAUGUUCUGGACAUGUGGCAUAAUAUUACUUCCAUGUGUAGCAUGGAUAAUUAUACCACAGACAUUUAAAAUUGAAAAUGAAUACAUUUUGUUUAAAUCAUGGAAUCUGUUUGUAAUUAUGUGUUCACUUCCGAGUAUAACAUUAGCCAUUUUAUUAAUGAAAAUGCCGGAAAGUCCAAAAUUUUUACUAGCUCAGGGUAAACACCAAGAAACAAUCAAUUGCUUAAAAUUUGUUUACAAAUGGAAUAAUAACUCAAAUGAUACAUUUCCUGUGACUUCAAUAAUCAUGCCAAGCUCUAAUGACAAAUCAAAUAGUGGUUUCUUUGACGGACUUUAUAAAAGUACUAUAGAUUUGUUUACAUCAAAAUUUAAAAUUAUAGCUAUAAUUACAUGCAUUAUACACUUUUGUGCUACAACCAGUUACUAUAUGUUAAUACUGUGGUUCCCAGAAUUGAUGAAUAGAUUUCGUUGGUAUGAAACAUAUUCAAAUAUCCAAAAUAAAACAACCAUGUGCGAAAUUGUAUCCAUGUACAUAGUUGAACCAGAAAUGAAAGAUGUAAAGUGUGAUGAUCAUAUUGACCAUUCCGUGUAUAUGAACAUCAUGAUCAUUGGUAUUGCUUGCAUACCUACAAGUGUCGUUGUACCAUUAUUUAUCAAUAAACUUGGACUCAGAUUUUUUACAGUUUUGAGUUUCUUUGGAUCCAGUAUUUCUGCAGCAUGGUUGUAUUUUAUUACUUCUUCAAUGSAGAAUAUCAUAUUAUCUUCAAUAUUUGAAGCUUUUUCUAGUAUUGGUAUUAGCCUAACAUAUUGCAUUACUGUUGAGUUAUUUCCUACUGAAUACAGGGGCAUGGCUGCGUCCAUAGGUACUAUGUUUGGCAAAAUAGGUGCACUUUUGGGCAACAUUCUCAUUGGAAUUUUUAUUGAUGCUCAUUGUAUAGUUCCAAUAUUUGUUUCAAGCUCAUUUUUGAUAAUUUCAGCUUUCUUAGUAAUUACAUUACCAACAACUGGAAGAACCAACAUAAUAACUGAUGGAGUACUUUAGAAAUAAUUAUAUCCUUAGAGCUGAGUGUACCAACAACUUAAACAUAAUUUUAUAAAAUUACAUUUUAUAAACAUCAAUAUUUAAUUUUAGAUUCUGAGCAUAAUAUGAUCAAUGUAGGUAGUUUAUUUUUAUACUUUUAAUUUUAAAAUCUGCCUAGAACAGAAUAUUAUUGCAUACUUGUUGUAAAGUUAUAUCUUAUACAAACAUAGUAUUAUAAGCAAUUUUAAUAAUAAGUACCUAUAUUACACUAUUUUUUUGUUAUAAAAAAUAUCUGUAUUUUAAUUUUAAUUAGUGUGUUACAUAUUUCACUCUAUUUGGUUAUGAACAUAUUAUUUUUCAUUUAUAUAUUUUUUUUAAAUAGCAUUUUAAAAGAAAUAUUAUAUAUGUAUCAUAAAGAGGACUCUAGACAAGUAUUUGUCAUCUCCGUUUUACUAGUGAUUAACUUAGCAAAUUUAUCAUAAUUUGAUGUGAAAUUAAAUGAAUUUUAAAUAAUACAUAAGAUUGCUCACCAGCAGUAGUGGUUUUUAAUGGGGAGGAGGGGCUUCAGCCAAUUAGCUCCUCGCCCUGUGUAUGUCACUGCUAAGCACUGUAACAAUGUAAGCUAAUCUGAGUUUUGUAUUAUUUUAUUUAUAAAAUACCAUUCCUGUCUAUCGAUGUUGGCUAUGUAUUUUAUAAUAUACCUAAUAUUAUAUGUAUA
Molecule: messenger RNA, 2348 nt
Organism: Diuraphis noxia (Russian wheat aphid)
Lineage: Eukaryota; Metazoa; Arthropoda; Insecta; Hemiptera; Aphididae
Product: synaptic vesicle glycoprotein 2C-like
Biological process (GO): transmembrane transport
Cellular component (GO): membrane
Molecular function (GO): transmembrane transporter activity
Source: RefSeq, a predicted model, not a curated record